GCCUAAGUUUUAAAUUGAAGGCCCAAUUUUACCUUCCGACGUCGGUUAGGGUUCUUUAUUGAUGAUAUCACCUGAAACACCUAGUUUCUCCCUCCGCCUCCGUCACAGAACGCAGAACUAGGUGGUUCAUCGUGGUCGUCAUAUCCCUAAAUUCCUCGAUUCCGAUACAAAAAUAAAUAAACUUAUAACCGUCUCUUGUUCUCCGGGUAUUUACACAUCUGUCGAAGUCUCCAAUCAUCGGUUCGAUUAAUCACUAACAAUGGCUGCAAGAAUUUUGGCGAGUGUGAUUGUGAUGGGCUCUACAAUCAUAGGUAGGGCUUGUGCUCAGGCAUAUCGUCAGGCGCUUGCAAAUGCAUCAAGAUCCGGGGUUGCGCAUGAAGCAGCUCAAAAUUUGAAGAGAGGGAGCAGAGGGAUGUUAAGUGAACUAGAAGCUAGAGAGAUUCUUGGUGUAACCGAGAAAUCAUCUUGGGAAGAGGUUCUUAAGAAAUACGACAUAUUGUUCGAACGCAAUGCACAGAACGGAAGCUUCUAUCUCCAAUCAAAGGUCCAUAGAGCUAAGGAAUGCUUAGAGACUGCAUAUCAGAAUACUAAAACAAGCGCAUGAUCAAGUAAUAAAAAAACUUUUCAAGCAAAAUCAGGAAUAUAUAUCUUUUGAUACAAGUUUAUUAAGUUUUAGAUCGAUAAGUUUGAAAUCUAAGUGAGAAGACGGUGGAGAAAGCCGCAAAGUUUGAAAUUAGAGGAGGUCGGUGUUGCCGGAGUGCUGACAGUUACCGACUCACCGGCCGUUGUUAAAGUCUAUUCUUUUUUUUUUCAGUUGACUUUAUUGUUCUUAGGUAUGCUCGUUGAAUUAUCUGAGAUUGAAAAAUCUGUCUAUUCUAA
Messenger RNA from Camelina sativa (false flax), 879 nucleotides. RefSeq names its product mitochondrial import inner membrane translocase subunit PAM16 like 1. Gene Ontology annotation, biological process: protein import into mitochondrial matrix. Lineage: Eukaryota; Viridiplantae; Streptophyta; Magnoliopsida; Brassicales; Brassicaceae. The record is from RefSeq and is a predicted model, not a curated record. Gene Ontology annotation, cellular component: TIM23 mitochondrial import inner membrane translocase complex.